AUGGGGACGCUCAUGGCCAAACUGCUCCUGCCCACAGUCAGCAGCCUGGCCUUCCUCCCCACGGUCAGCAUCGCCGCCAAGAGGCGGUUCCACAUGGAGGCCAUGGUCUACCUCUUCACCACGUUCUUUCUGGUGCUCCACCACGCCUGCACCGGGCCCGGCCUGUCAGUCCUCUGUUUCCUGCGUCACGACGUCCUGGAGUACUUCAGCGUCUACGGGACGGCCCUCAGCAUGUGGGUCUCGCUGAUGGCGCUGGCCGACUUCGAUGAGCCCAAGCGGUCGACUCUCGUGAUGUUCGGCGUCCUGACCAUCGCCGUGCGGAUCUACCACGACCGCUGGGGCUACGGCGUCUACUCCGGCCCCAUCGGCUCGGCCAUCCUCAUCAUCGCGGCCAAGUGGCUGCCUCAGAUGAAGGAGACAAGACGCCUGUUUCCGGACAAGAGCGUGUACACCCAGCAGAUAGGCCCCGGCCUCUGCUUCGGGGCCCUGGCCCUCAUGCUGCGCUUCUUCUUCGAGGACUGGGACUACACCUACGUCCACAGCUUCUACCACUGCGCCCUGGCCAUGUCCUUCACCCUGCUGCUGCCCAAGGUCAACAAGAAGGCCGGAAGCGCGGGGCCCCCCGCCAAGCUGGACUGCUCCACCCUCUGCUGUGCCUGCGUCUGACCGGGCAUCCUGGCUCCGAGCCCCGCUCUGCCCCGUCCCCGGCCUGCCUG
Messenger RNA from Dama dama (fallow deer), 716 nucleotides. RefSeq names its product myomaker, myoblast fusion factor (gene MYMK). The record is from RefSeq and is a predicted model, not a curated record. Gene Ontology annotation, cellular component: plasma membrane. Bases 1 to 666 code for a protein of 221 amino acids. NCBI's taxonomy places the organism in Eukaryota, Metazoa, Chordata, Mammalia, Artiodactyla, Cervidae. The transcript is spliced from 5 exons.